Messenger RNA from Danaus plexippus (monarch butterfly), 2899 nucleotides. RefSeq lists its product as uncharacterized. The transcript has 11 exons. Bases 502 to 2796 code for a protein of 764 amino acids. The record is from RefSeq and is a predicted model, not a curated record. NCBI's taxonomy places the organism in Eukaryota, Metazoa, Arthropoda, Insecta, Lepidoptera, Nymphalidae. Gene Ontology annotation, cellular component: membrane.
UGUCAAACUGGGUCCACUUGUACAUAUAUACGAUGCACGAAUGUUAUUACCGUGACGUAAACUGACGGCCGAGCUUGGAAGUUGGAGGGCUGCAGUUGGCAGUGUCGCGCAAAACUCUUUAGGCCGGCCACGCGUGCGAAUCGGAUGCGCCCGCGCACCUUUCGCUUCAUCCAUCUAAGGGAAUAGGACUAAUGUGUCGACUCUCGUUUAUAUCGAAGCUAAUAAAACACGUCAGUCUUUAAAAUUGAAAGUGUAUGAAAACAUUUAAUCAGUGAUAUUUUGAUGAUUUGGUCAUAAAUAUUUCAUCGAAGUGAGAAAUUUGACGAUAAGGUUUUUUUUCAUUUGUUAUUUGGAUAUUAACCUAAACAAUACAUUUCCAUGAAUCAAGAGAGACGGACAAGUUGCAUAUAUGCGGGAAGCUGGAUAACAAACAAUUUUCCAACCUAGGACAUUGACUGUACUGACAGAAUCACUCACAGAAGUUACGUGUAAUAUAACAAAAUGCAGUUUCUUAGAUUAUUUUUCACACGGAUCACAGACGAUCUCAAACAGAAGAAACUAGUACCUUUGAAGAUUCUAUUUUUUAUGCAUGCAUCUACUUUGUUCGUACUCUAUCCCUAUUUGACGAUUCACAUGCGAGAGUUGGGCAUCAAUGUGGAGGAGACUGCAAUCAUGUCGGCUGUGACCCCUGUCGUCUCAAUCAUGAUGCCGCCGCUCGCUGGCAUGCUGGCUGAUAAAAUAGGAAAUUUCAGGUUGCUGUUAGCCUUGUCUUCGUUGCUGGGCGGGGCGUCAGCGUUGUUAUUGUUAGCUGUUCCUGUCGGCCGAAUCACUGUCACUUUUCCCCCCCAAGUGGAUCUACUACUUUCUUGCGAUGGAGGAAAUUUAGCCCUUGAACAGGUCCGUGAUUACCCCUGCCAGCCGUUGCAUCCCUACGCCUACGACGUUAACCUUACCGUUUUAUCGUGCGGUUUUGUUUGCGAAUUGCCACAUGGUAUUUCGUCGGAGGAUAUUAACUCUGUUGUCCGCGCAAACUCCUAUGACGUUAAUUUGAAAUCACAAAAUGAAUCACAAAGGCUUUUGUACCGUAACACAGUUUCUUCACUAUUGUCACAAACCGGAAGACCCGUUAUAGACCAUAGCAACUCACGCAUAAUGACGAAUGACGUCUUCUUUAAUUCUACACCUACAAACAUAACUAAAGACAGAGUAUUUUUCCCUACACCAAAAUUGUACGGAAUAGAUUGCACUUAUGAUGAGAAUAAUGCAAGUUGUAGCUUUGGUAAAGAAGAUUUUUUCAAAGUUUCGGAGACUGAUGGUAUAAAAGAAACAUCAUAUAAAGUUAGAAUAUCUCACGACAUAAAAGAAAAACCGAUAGAAGUCCGAAAUUACUUGGUGAACGCAAUCAUUUUACAAAACGCUACGGAAAUGGAAGAUUAUGGUGGCGUUGACACUACCACAUGCAAAGAUAAUUUUGCUCAGAUAUUGAAUGGUGAUUCGGCGUAUGUGAAAGCUGCGUCGCAGAGGAUGUCGAAGUGUUCCGUAGCCUGCGCCGCACGGACUCCGAGGACGAGUCUCUGUGAUAACGUUCAACAAAAGCUUGAACUUGACCCCACUUUUACCUUCUGGGCUUAUUUGGCUGUCCGGGUGUUUAUUGGGAUCAUAGGAGGUACAUCUUUCGCGAUGUUCGAAGGAGCGGUUAUUGCAAUCGUAAGGGAUCAAAAGGCAGAUUACGGUCUUCAGAGAGUAUACGGAAGUCUCGGAGGGAUGAUAUUUUCCCCUCUCUCUGGACUUCUCAUAGACUACGCUAGUAGAGGCAAAGGCUACACUGACUUCCGACCGGCUUUUUAUCUGUAUGCUGUUUUGAAAGUUCUAUCGGGUGGUCUCAUGAUGAGCAUUGACCUUCAGUUUAAACAGCCCGCACAAAACCUUCUUGCAGAUGUCAUAUCCGUGUUUCGUAACAUAGAACUCGUAGUACUUUUUAUAGUAUGCUUCGUUAUGGGUACUGCUUGGGGUUACAUAGAGAGCUUCCUAUUCUGGUUGCUGCAGGACUUGGGCGCGUCUCGCUCACUCAUGGGCGUCACGAUCACGGUGGGCGGCGUGGCAGGCCUGCCACUGCUGGUUCUAUCCGGACCUAUCAUUAAUAAACUGGGUCAUGCAAAUGUACUUUUCAUCGGAUUCGUCUUCUACGCUAUACGGUUACUCGGCUACUCGCUGAUCUACAAUCCCUGGCUGUGUCUGAUCUUCGAGGCUCUGGAGUCUGUGACGUCAUCACUCUCUUUCACCGCGGCGGUGACGUACGCGGCGCGCCUGUCCUCAACCACCACGGACACGUCAGUCCAAGGUCUACUAGGAGGACUUUACUAUGGAGUCGGAAAGGGUGCGGGCAGUCUCAUUGGAGGAUAUCUAAUGAAGUUCGUGGGUACCAGACCGACGUACCAGCUCUUUGCUAUUGGUACAUUAGUGACCGGUUGUUUCUACUAUCUUUUCAAUAGAUUCUAUAUCAGGAAGAGAUCACGAUGUGACGGCGACAUCUGCAAGAAGAAGACCGAAACUCUUGACAUAGAGAAUCGUGACGGCGCUAACAAGGAACCAGAAAAGCAUAACUCGCUAGAUGUCGACACUAGAAACGAAAUGACAAAAAACAUGGCGAUUGGCGCAACACUUAACCUCAAAACAGAGGUGACGCCGGUAAGCUUCAACACAGAUGGCGCUAGUGACGUUGGAUUCGACAACCACGCGUUCAACGAUGACGAGAAGAAGAAACUCGCUGCUAACGACAAAAAAGAUUCUGUCUGAGCCGUUGUGAUAUAUCAAAGAAUACAGAUUUUUUUUAAGUGACAUGAAAUCAUAUAAUUACAUUGUGACAUAUUUAUUCGUAAUUAAAAGUUUAAAACUGUGA